AUGUCGACUGAACAGGCCGCUGUGCAUCCCAUCGCCUCAACCGCCGAAUACUACAGUCUAGGAUCUUUCACGCGUACAAUUACCACGAAGAGCCCUGAAGCCCAAGAAUGCCUGAAUAAAUACCACAAUGCCUCCCGAAAGGCCAAAGAAUUGCUGAACAGCAUUACCGUGACCCCAGUAGAACAGGCCCUCAUCAAUGCAAUCCAAGCUCGCUUUCCAGCUGACCAUCCGACCCCCUACGACUUCCCCACCGUGGACAAAGCAUACGCCAACACCAUGAAGGAAGUUUACCAAUGCUUUGGAGACGAUGACCUCGACGUAGCCACCCUCUAUGCCGACGCAUUGAUGCACACAGCCCUCCGGAAGAUGUUUCAUGUACAAAGUGGUCUGCCUAUUGCGGGCUCCCCCAUCCACGACGUAAGAGCCGUGUUCGACCUGGAGAUGUCUGCCACACCGACCGCCGCCCUUCCCGCUGCGGACCGGCUUCGUCACCUCGUCCCGGACGCCGGCCAUAUGCACCACAUGCCCACACACCUCGACGUCCUGGUCGGCGACUACCGACGUUCCAUAGACUCAAACACAGCUGCUGUCCACGCAGACGAGAAAUAUCUCGCCAAAAACGGUGCAAAGAACUUCUACAGCUUCUACUGCCUUCACAACUACCACUCCCUAGUCUACGCAGCCAUGCUAGCAGGCCAGUCAACCGCGGCUCUCAGGGCCCUCGACCAAAUGGAAUCUUCGCUCACAGACGACGUGCUCCGUGUCAAGACUCCACCGCUAGCAGACUGGCUGGGGUUCUUCAAAGCAGUCCGCGUACACGUCUAUAUCCGCUUCGGGCUCUGGGGCGAGAUCAAGAAUCUCCCCCUCCCCGACGACCAAGACCUAUACUGUGUAACCACCACAAUGACCCACUACGGCAAGGGCAUGGCCUGGGCUGCAACAGGAAAUCUCCCUGAAGCCGACAAGGAGCGCGAGCUCUAUCACGCGGCCGUGAAACGGGUCCCACCGACAAGAAAAGAUUUUCCGAACCUGAUUUCCGAUGUUCUGAAAGUAGCGACGGCUAUGCUGGACGGCGAAAUCGAGUACAGGCGAGGCAACUAUGACCGUGCUUUUGAGCCUCUGCGCGAGGCUAUUCAUCACGACGAUUCGCUGAUGUAUACUGAACCGUGGGGGGUGGAUGCUUCCCACGCGCCAUACGUAUGCGGCUUUGAUGCUGGAGCAAGGUCAUGUGGAAGAGGCCGCUACUGCUUAUGCGUAGGAUUUGGGAUUGGAUGA
Messenger RNA from Aspergillus bombycis, 1275 nucleotides. Its product is annotated as TPR domain protein. Bases 1 to 1275 code for a protein of 424 amino acids. The transcript has 3 exons. The record is from RefSeq and is a predicted model, not a curated record. Gene Ontology annotation, cellular component: intracellular anatomical structure. Lineage: Eukaryota; Fungi; Ascomycota; Eurotiomycetes; Eurotiales; Aspergillaceae.